Messenger RNA from Oppia nitens, 1070 nucleotides. RefSeq names its product pyridoxal phosphate homeostasis protein-like. Lineage: Eukaryota; Metazoa; Arthropoda; Arachnida; Sarcoptiformes; Oppiidae. Bases 246 to 983 code for a protein of 245 amino acids. The transcript is spliced from 2 exons. Gene Ontology annotation, molecular function: pyridoxal phosphate binding. Gene Ontology annotation, cellular component: intracellular anatomical structure. The record is from RefSeq and is a predicted model, not a curated record.
AUUUCAUUCAAUAGAGUAUAACUACUUCAGUACUUCAAUCUACCGGUGCUUUCAAUGGACCAAUCAUUUUGCAUCACGUGAUCUAAACAUUUGAUUUUUUGUGAUAUCAUAUCAAUUGAUUGUGUAAUUCAUUUGUCUUAAAAACUAACAAAUUGUUAAACAAUUUUAUACAUAAUAUUUAGUAUUUAAUUAUUUAAUAUCACAACUGACUAUAAAUAUAUCGACAAAUACAAUAAACUCAGGUCAUGGCCACUACCGGCGAUUCAAUUGAUCGAUGUUUGGACUGUAUUCGCCAGAGAGUUGCCCAAGCAGUCAAACUUCGCGACAGUAGCGCCGGUACUGUCGGAAGACCCGUUAAAUUGGUGGCCGCAUCCAAGUCACAACCAGCCGAAGCCAUAAUAGAGGCCUAUCGAGCCGGUCAGCGGAUAUUUGCCGAGAACUACAUCCAGGAAAUGUGUCACAAAAGCGCUGAUCCAGUUGUUAUCUCUUCCUGUCCCGACAUUGAGUGGCGACUUAUUGGUCACAUUCAGAGCAAUAAAGUUAAUCAAGUUUUAAGAGUCGACCGAUUAGUGGCCAUCGAAACGAUAGACUCCAUCAAAAUAGCACAAACAUUGGAGAAAGCAUUGACGGCACGAAACAAGACACUCGAAGCUAUGGUUCAGAUAAACUCUGGUGAAGAAGACGUUAAGACCGGUGUUUUGCCCUCAGAUGUCAUCGAACUCGUCCGCUAUGUUCGUGACGAAUGUCCUCAUCUGAAACUGACGGGUCUGAUGACUAUCGGUCGUUUUGGUCACGAUUGGACCACUGGAACCAAUCCGGACUUUUUAACUUUCAUCGAUUCCCGCAAUAAUAUAUGCGAGACUCUGGAUAUACCUCUCGAUUCACUAGAACUGAGCUUUGGUAUGACUGCUGACUUUGAACAGGCAAUUGCUUUGGGCAGUACUCAAGUGAGAGUCGGCACCGCUAUAUUCGGGGCGCGUUAAUAAAUUGUCAAAUUUAUUGUAUUAAAAUCAGUGAAACAGGAUUACAGUGAUUGUAACGAACAAAAAACAUCAUUAUUGAAAAAAAUU